Molecule: messenger RNA, 2483 nt
Organism: Lates calcarifer (barramundi perch)
Lineage: Eukaryota; Metazoa; Chordata; Actinopteri; Centropomidae
Gene: slc51a
Product: solute carrier family 51 subunit alpha
Exons: 8
Coding region: 213-1187 (324 amino acids)
Biological process (GO): transport
Molecular function (GO): transporter activity
Source: RefSeq, a predicted model, not a curated record
CAGAGAGAAGGAGGCGGGUCCCUGCGAUUGCAACAAGUGUUUGUGGGGGUACCCAGGAGGCAGAUAAUAUCCCUCCGUGGAAAGUUUGAGGACGAGAGGAGAGACAGAGAGAGAGAGCGGCUUCAGACUCAAACGCACCGAGCGUCCCGUGGAUGUAAAGAGAGAUAACUGGAAGUUUUGCUUUGUGAGAAUCUGUCCACUCUACAGCCAGCAUGAAUAAUGGAUCCAACCGAACCAUGGACCCGAGCUGCAUGGAGAAACCUCCUCUCGCCAUGGACAUCAUCGUCAAGUUGGACAUCUUUGGCAUCAUCCUGUACUCCAUCCUCACCUUCAUGGCAACAGUGUCUAUGCUUCUCUUCAUAGAGGAAUGUAUUUACAUCUAUAGGAAAGUUCCAGCCAAUAAGAAGAGUGUAAUCAUCUGGGUGAAUGGGGCAGCACCGGUGAUCGCCACCAUGUCGUGUCUCGGGAUGUGGAUUCCCAGAGCCACCAUGUUUACUGAUAUGAUCUCUGCCUGCUACUUUGCCAUUGUGGUGUUCAAGUUCCUGAUCUUGAUGCUGGAGGAGGUGGGUGGUGAUGAGGUUUUCCUAAAGCGAGCAGGGAGACAUAAACUGAGGAUCAGCACAGGGCCGUGCUGCUGCUGCUGCCCCUGCCUGCCACAUGUGGCUAUCACACGGCGCUCUCUCUUCCUGCUCAAACUUGGCUCCUUCCAGUUUGCUCUCCUGAAGAUUGUCUUCACCAUCCUCUCCAUUGUCCUCUGGACCAAUGGCAACUUUGACCUGGCUGAUUUGAGCAUUACUGGAGCUGUUAUGUGGAUUAACCCAUUCGUGGGCAUCUUGACAAUCAUAGCCCUGUGGCCCGUGGCAAUCAUGUUCAUGCACCUGAGGACUGCCCUGCGGACAAUCAAGAUCAUCCCCAAGUACGCCAUGUACCAGCUGGUGCUGAUCCUGAGCCAACUACAGACAGCCAUCAUCAACAUCUUGGCUUUGAACGGAAUCAUCGCCUGCGUACCACCGUUCUCUGCCGCAGCCAGAGGAUACAUGAUGAGUCAGCAGCUGUUGAUCCUGGAGAUGUUCAUCAUCACUCUGGUAACACGGCUGCUGUACAGACGACAGUACGACCCCUUACCUGAAGAAGAACACGACGACAAUGAGAACACCAAGAUGGUUGUAAUCCCAGAGUCAGCAUGAGAACUGUGUGUGUGUGCGUGUGCAUGUGUGCUUGUCAUUUUUAUUUUCUUGCAUUUAUUUGAUUGAGAGAUUAUAUAAUAUGAAUAAAUAUAAAUAUGAAAUAUAUGUAAACUCAUCUUGUGGAUGUUCAUUAAGGAUCACAGAAACUCAGGUCACAUGUAUUUCAUCCAGUGUGAUCAGGGAUUAAUAUAUGAUUUGUUCCUACUUUGUGUCCUCUGUGUGACAUUGCAGUUUGUUUGUACAAAAAAAAAGGAAAAAAAAGACCAUACAUAUUUAUGCAAGAGGCUUAUAUGGUAAGGCUUUAUAUUACAACACAGUAAUUUUCUUAUAAUUUCCAAGAAAAUGUCCUGGAAAGAAUUAUGUAAUUUGUUAAUCAAAAUUAAACCUGAAAGAAACUUGAAACCUAAAGGUCAGUGAUGCACCAUAACAAUGAAUUGUACACAGGCGGGAAAAAAAAGGAAACUAAACAAACAAAUCAUGGCUCCUGCUGCCUCUCUCGCUCUGGUAUAAAUCUACAGAUCCUCUUAGGUGCAUGCUGGUCCUAUACCUGCCUACCUGUAUAAACCUGAGGUGCCAAAAGUGCUGCUGAGUUCUAACAAAAUUAAUUAAAUAGUAAUAAAAAAAACCUAAGAAAACAAAUAACUAGGAAAAUUUUAAAAAUCUGUAUUUCAUCUAAAUAAAGCAAAUAAGCAGAAUAAAUAUUUAAACUUUAUAAAUAUCUCCUACACUAGGUAUAGUGAAAACAAAGAUUGUUCAGUAAUUAUUGGUUUUAGUCAUAUUAAGUUUAUAAGCAGUGGCUGAUUUCAAGAGAAUUUUAUCUGCUCCAAAUUAAACCUAACUAAAUAUUCAAUCAUUAUUACUCACUAUUAAAAAUAAAUAUAUUUUUUUGUAUGUGUUGACUGUAUGCCUGUUGGUAAGCACAUUACAUGCUACAAUAGUUAGCAUGUUCAGCUCACUGUGUUGUGCUCUGACUGAAAGACUCCAGUUGUAAUGGUAAUAAAUUGGAACUCGUUAGUCAGAUGUGUACCACUUUAAUAGUCUUAACUGAAGUUUGAUUAAUUUUGAAUUAUAUAGUCCUUUCCAGGAACGUUUCUGUGAAUCUAUGGGAACCCCAAAAUUUGUUUUACUGCUUAUUUAUAUCCCUCUUUUUUUGUGAGGUAUUAUUUCAUACAUAAUAAUAAACUGUAUUUUUGACAUGCAUUUGCUUUCUGUGUCACAACCACUGUCACUAUUAUCCAUUUGUACAAUGUAUGCAUUUUACUUCUCAGAUGAAGUUAUAAACACUGAAUGACUCUA